CAUUUGCGGUCCCCCUUGUACCUGGAGGAGCAUGCUAGGUGGCGGGGGAGGGGGAUUCGUCGGAGGCAGAGCAUGAAUAGAAGCCAAAUCUGAGCGGGAGGCAGGAUUGUCUAGUGCAAGAAGUGGCGCCGGGGCGGGCGGGCCGCCGGGGAAUUCCAGAGCCGGGCCGCAGCGGGCACCGCCGUCCAUGUCAUCUCGCGCCGCCGGCCAUUGUACAGAUCUAUCACAGAUUAGGAACGGGGUUGGGGCAGCAAUAGCCGUCAGGUGUUUCGUAUAUAAACAGUCAUCAUGCAGAACUACAGCAAGCUCAACAAGCUGCCCACAAUCGUUGAAGAGGACGAAUCAGACAGGGGCAACCGGUAUAACGGUCCUACUUUCAGAUGUUCAGUUCAGAAGGUUUACUUUGUUAUAUCGCAGUUUGACCAGCAGAAACGAGACAUCGUUACCUCUAUGGGUUGGGGUGGCACUCUAUCCAUACCUCUGAUCAGCAAGUUAAGCGUCACGCAUAUGGUUUGGCUUUUGGGGAUGGUGGAUGAGGUCAGACAAGCCAUUAUUUUGGGACCGAAUAAGGUAUUUAAGUUCAAUGAGAGCGAUGUUGAGAAGGUAUUCGGAAUCCCGGCAGCUGGAAUAGAUGUGAUGGGCAAAACUCUAGAUAGGAGCGAGACUGUAUUUGCCCAUAAGGGGAUGCUUGGGCAUGCUAUAAGGGGAAGAUGUCACAAACAGAGGUGGCUGCAUUCGAAACUGCAUACAUCGUAUCUAGAUAGCAUUAAUUUGGGGGAAAUAAGCAUGGCACAUGAUGUGUUCCCCAGAAUAAAAGUUUUCACGGCGGAUAAAACUAGAGCCAUGAUCAAUGCCGACAAAAGGCCGAUGGAUUCAACGAAGAAUAGAGAUUUCAUUUUUGGCAGUUCAGCACCACGAGAUGCUGCUAGUUCAGCAUAUUCCAGGGCAGAUAACGACUAUAUUGCACAACAACAAGGGGAUGCUUGGGCAUGUGCAUCAAAGAUUUGUGAUUCUAUGGGCUUGACUCAGGGUGGACACGGUCCGGGCCGGUCCGGUCCCGGUCCGAGCCGUCAUUUGGACCGGCCGCUGGCGGUCCGGGCCGGACCGGACCGAGCAGGCCAGCGGUCCUCUUUUCAGGGACCGGACCGGCGAGGCAAAAGCCCGGGCUGGACCGGCGGACCGGCCAACCACUCACCGGCGACGAGAUGGUGACCAUGGCGUCGGGGAGUGAAGCCUCUAGGCCCUAAUAAGAAGGGGGAACAGAGCGGGAAGGUGCAGUGACUCACGUAGAACACGAUGGUGUGGUCGGGGAGGCCGGGGAAGCAACGACGGCGACAUAAUCGACGAUGAAUGACGGCGACAGGAGUUCGGUAAGGAGGAAGAUGGCGAUGGCUUCGGAAUGAAUCAGGCCGAUUCAUUCCAUGGGGACGUAGAUCUCAUGGUCGCGGAGCUCCUGGACAUGGUGGUUGGUCGUUGGGAGGCCGGUCGCCGCGUCCGCGAGAGGUUGUGCACUGAACGGCGGCGGCAGCGGCACAGGUGCAUGCGUGUGUGCGUUUUUUUGAGCGAAACGUGUCCUGCAGGAUCGAGGCACUGUGAGGGAUGGAGAGGAGAGCUCAGGUGAGUGGCUGGUGGAGUGGUGAUGCGGCGGGCGGCGCUCGCCGCUGGGAUGGGAGAGGAAGACGGUGGCGUCGCCGCUGUGAUUCUCGGUCCGCUCGGUCGGCUCGGUUAAAGCCCGGACCGGACCGAAGCUUUGUCGGGCCUGAUUCAUGAGCUCGGACCGAUUGAUUUUUUGAGCGGGCCACGAGCCGGUCCGAAAGGACCGCUCGUGUCGUCCACCCUGAGGCUUGACACAUCAGGCCAAACUUAACCUUUAUAAUAAGCUGAAAGCACAUCAGGAGGGCAUCAUGAAACAUGUUGAAGUUAUGAAUGCAAAUUUUUAUGGGAAGAUAUACAGAAUGUUGAACGACAACAAUUUUACACGUAAUCAGAGUGUAAUGCAUGCAUCUGGGUCGACAAUGUUAAAUAGAGACAACAAUGGCACGAAAUCAUCAACAGUGGAGGAUAAUAUGGCUUCCGAAGAUGUGAGCAGUCCAGUAAAGAGAAACACUGACGCUUGCAUUCAGCAUAUGCAAAAUAAACGCCCAUGUGUGUAUCUCGAUGGACCAAGCGACGCAGUAGCAUCGCAACAUUGUGGGGGACAGAGGUCUAAUUCUGAGCUGGAUGUCGAUCUGAACGUGGCCGAUCCACUGGCUAGUACGCCUGAGGGGAACAGCAUUCUGUGGUGGAUUAUCCCAUCAGUUUUCGUUUCUCGUAGACUGAGUGUCUCUACCUGGGGUGGGCUAUCAUGGAUGUUAGGAAACGUGUAACCACAGUGUGCUGGGACAACGAGCCGAGUUUCGAUUUAGGUUUGAAUUUUACCCCGUCACCAAAGGUGGACAAGAAUACGAAUGUCCGCGGUAGAUAUCAAGACGGUGGUUAUGCUUUAUGUGGAAAUAUAUCAGAUGGGGAUGCUGCUGACAUUACCAACGGAUCACAAGGGGUUACAUCAUCAUGUGAGUCGUGGCGAAAUGAUGGCAUCGCGGGUGGGAGUAGUGAUGGUCAAGGACCAGACCAUUCAGCACACACCCCCAGCGCAUGACCAUCAGACAAUUUGGGCACACCAGCAAGUUCAGUGGCUGACUCUGUUCCUCCCUACUGGUACCUUAGCGAGCAGACAAGGUUCAAAUCAAACUUCACUCGCGGCAGCCUGAUGAUGGAAGCAGGUGGACUCGUUGGCGUGCCUCUCCACCUGCCAAAAGAUAUCCAUGGCUAGGAACAGGCGUGGCGAAUGCUGAGAAGGUCAGAGAGAUUACAUCGGGACUGCUUUAUCAUGUGGCAUAGUUCCUCCAAGCCAAGGCCAUGAUUUUGACAAUUGGAAUAGGAACCUUUUUUUAGUGUAAGACCAUUUUCAUAAUGGAGAAAUAAGACCAUUUUCAUAAUGGAGAAAUAAUUAAAUAAAGCAAAGAAUGAUGUCAGAUGAAUGGCAUUUGCUGUGUAUUUGACCUUUUUUGUGUGAAAUAAAAAAUUUGGGCAUAGCCUCGUCACUUGUUGUUUGCAUUGGUACGAUAACUGGUUCUCAUUGAUUCAUAGGAUUUUAACAGAUAUAGA
Messenger RNA from Triticum dicoccoides, 3147 nucleotides. RefSeq lists its product as uncharacterized. Lineage: Eukaryota; Viridiplantae; Streptophyta; Magnoliopsida; Poales; Poaceae. The coding region runs from base 289 to 1212 and encodes 307 amino acids. The record is from RefSeq and is a predicted model, not a curated record. The transcript is spliced from 7 exons.